GCUCCCAGCCAGGGCAGCGAGCGAGCGAGCGGCUGGUGCGCGGCGCUCUCGGGUCGGCGGCGGGUCCAGCAGCGCUGGGGCCGGGCGGGGGGCUCCGAGCAGCAUCUUCCGCCCCGCACGCAGCCCGGCCAGCAUGGGGCACCGCGUGGGGAGCGCGCCCCUUCUCCUGCUGCUGCUGGCUUUCUGCAAAGGGCGAAUUGUGAGGGUGCCCAAAAGCCCACUCAUUCGAGUCGAAGGUACAGAGACGGUGAUCCCUUGCAAUGUUACUGACUAUGAUGGACCCAGUGAGCAGAACUUUGACUGGGAAUUUUCCCAGGGAACUGACUUUGUGCGGAUAGUGAGUACCUGGGACUCAUCAUUCACCUCCCAGCAAUACCAGAAGAGGGUUAGCAGCAGGGAAAUCGUGCUGAGGCGGAGCAGCAAUAAUGCUGUGGAACUUCUGAUCAGAAGUAUCCAGCCAAUUGACCAAGGAGAAUACAAGUGCAUCACCCCCAGCACAGAUGCCACUGUUCAGGGAAAUUACGAUGCUACAGUCCAAGUGAAAGUGAUUGCCGAUGGCUUAACUGUGAGUGGAUCCAAAGCUCGGUCCUCGAAACCUCUCAAACUGUCUGAGGGAGACUCAUUUGAAUUACGCUGCUCAGCUUCCACCACCUCCUCAGAACACACUCACCUGCAAGUUACUUGGGAGCUCAAGAAUGGCCCAGCCUGGCAGGAAAUCCUCUCUCUGACACACGAGGGCAAGUUCCAGCCCAGCCCGGAGUAUGAAGAGCGCUACCUGAGUGGAGAUGUGCGCUUGGACACAGUGGCAAAUGACAUUUACCGACUGUCUGUAUCCCAGGCACUGCCUCUGGAUGAGGGCCUCUACAGGUGUCUUGUGAGCGAGUGGGUGAAAGGUGCAGAUAGUUCCUGGCAGAAGAUCCAGGAGAAGAAUGUGGAAGUAGCAAGCGUGGUAAUCCAACAGACUGCUCUGGAUGUGCUUAUUGCCACAAGCAACAUGUCUGUGACUGAAAGGGAUUCCCUGGACCUAACCUGCAACAUCACAACAGACCGAAGUGGCAUCUUCCAAGCUCAGGUGACGUGGUACUUCAGUGAGUCACUUGAUGAUACCUUGUCGGAUGCCCGGGUUUUGUUGAGUGUGGACCGUGAUUCUGUGGUCAGCAACUCUCCCCUCAUCAGCCUGAGUCACAUGGAUAGAAAUUCCUAUCACCUGCUGGUGCGUGAUGUGGGUGUGGAAGACUCUGGCUACUAUUUCUGCCAAGCAUCUGUCUGGGUGCCACAGCACAAUGGGAGUUGGCACAAGGUGGUGGAGAAGACCUCUUCACCAGUCAGCGUGGUGGUGACAGCAUUAGAGCUGGACUACCAGAUAGUUCUGAAUGCUUCUAAAACGCCUAAAUUUUCAGACGACCCCACAGAAUUGGAGUGCAGGAUCGUGAAUGCGCAGAACACAGAAGCAAACAUACGUUUUACCGUCUCUUGGUAUUACAGAAUGCGCCUGCGCAAUGACGCUGUUGUGACGGAUGAACUUCUUGCCACUAUGGAUGCAGACUGGACGUUGCUGGUUGGGGAUAAGAGCAGACAGAGGACCCAGAAUGGGGAAAUAAUUUUCUCUAAACAGGCCAUGGGUACUUUCAGUUUACGAAUCCAAUGGACCUCUGAAGCAGACAGAGGGGAUUAUUACUGUGUCGCCUCUGCCUGGAGCAGGCACCACAACAACAGCUGGGUAAAGAGCAAGGAUGUGACAUCCGCACUGGUCAGUGUUUUCUGGGCUACCCAAGAUUAUACACUAACAGUGGAGGCUGUGAAACUGAAGCCAUUCUUCAUGGCAGGACACACCUUUGAGAUGAUAUGCAAAGUGUCUUCCCAAAACAUCAAGACACCGCGUUACUCUGUUCUCAUUACAGCAGAAAAGCCACUGACUGAUCAGUCAAACCCUAAUGGAACCACUCGCAUAAUCUCCUUGAACCAGGAUUCGGUGGUAAGACUGGAAGACUGGACAGACCAGGCCCGAGUGGAUGGUGUGGUCCUGGAGAAGGUUCAGGAGAACGAGUUCCGCUAUAGGAUGUACCAAACGCAGAUGUCUGACGCUGGUCUGUAUCGCUGCGUGGUGACCGCCUGGUCCCCAGGCGGCAGUGGCAUGUGGCGAGAGGCAGUGAACGGCUUAUCCAAUCCCAUCCAGAUAGAUUUCCAAACCUCAGGUCCCGUGUUUAAUGUCUCAGUGCAUUCGGACAACCCGACGGUUUACCAGGGCGAGCUGGCAGAUCUGCUCUGCAUUGUCACCAUCGACAGAGUGGUACUUGAGCCAGAUGAUAUGUCCUUCGACGUCUCCUGGUUUGCUGUGCAUUCCUUUGCACUGGACAGAGCCCCUGUCUUGCUAGCUUCCUUGGAUCGGAAAGGGAUCGUGACCCAGGCCAGGAGGAACUGGAGCAGCGAUGUCAGCCUGGAGAGGAUCAGCCCCAUGGAGUUCCGGCUGCGGGUGCAUGGCUGUGAGGGCCAGGAUUUCGGCAACCAUUACUGCUCAAUAACCCCUUGGGUGCGAUCAGCCACGGGUGUCUGGCAGCGGGAACCGGAGAUCAAAUCCAAGCCCAUAUUCAUAUCUGUGAAAAUGGAUGUGCUGAACGCUUUGAAAUAUCCACUGUUGAUAGGCAUUGGUCUAGCCACCAUCAUCGGACUCUUAUCCUGCCUCAUUGGCUACUGCAGUUCCCGCUGGUGUUGCAAGAAGGAAGUACAAGAAACCAGACGGGAGCGACGCCGGCUAAUGUCAAUGGAGAUGGACUGAGUGUGGGAAUGAGACUAUGCACGUUUUGGGAGAGAUUUGGGCAGUUGGCCUGAGACUGAGAUGUGUGUGUGUGUGUGAGACACACAAAUGCCCAAUGGACAGUAUCUUUCUCUCUGAUCUAAGCCAGGACCUAGAGCUUCUCCUCUCCACAUGCUAAGUACUGAGAGCACAGGCCAUGUGUACCAGCACAGAGCUCUUCUUCCAGGGACACUUACUGUGGGGAUAUUUUCUUCUGACACGCAAACUGUUCAGCAGCCUUCAGACAAGAUUCACUGUUAAAUCCUUUUGUCUUGUUUUUAGGAUCUCUCUUUGUGUGUGAACAUCGUUGGGCGGGGGGGAGGGUUAUUGUGGUGGGCAGGGCUUGGGAGAAAUAUUUUGCCUUUUAUAAAAUUAGCUGACCUGUUCUCUCUCUCUUUUCCCUCCCUCCCCCCCCCCGGGUUUUGUUCCUAUCUCCAGUGCUGGGAAGGAAGCAGCCGUAUGAGGUGCUCUAGUACUUGUUUGGUAAAGAUGCAAUGGUCAAGGUGGGUUUAUGGUUGUCAGGGUGCCCUCUCUUCCCCUAUUUUCAGGGGUUUGGAGUUCACUCCACAAUACAGCAUGUAUGGACGUGUCUGUGACAAUUUUCUUAAAUAUAUUUUUUUAAAGUUGGUCUUUGUUCUGGUGACAAGUGCUACCUUGGCAACCCUAGAGGCUGAAUGCUCAGACCAAGUACUUCACAGUGCAGGCCUUCCUUCCCACCAUAGCCCCUCCCACUGUGCCUCUACCCUGACCCACAGGGGGUGCUACUCUUCCUGAGUGGAGAGUGUCUCCCUGGCCUCUCUGCUGAGACCACCAGCAAGGCGCCAGUUACCAGUCAUGGCGGUGGUGAUGUGUUCAUCAGAGGAACACCCGUCCUUUUAGGAAGAGGAUGGAGACCACCAGCUCUUUUCAGGUAUAUGGUCAACUGGCCGUUGGCUGGAAAUGGUGUGGGAACCAGCUAUUACCUAUACACAGAGCAGGUUCUAAAGUAAUUUCCAUUUUGUUUCCUUGCAGCCACCUAACACACAUCUCUGCAAUCUCUAAUUUGGCAGCAGUGUGUCCACAAUCAACAGCAGCCAAAUUGUGGCUGUGUGGGUGCAAAAUCAGGCCAUCAUAGAAGGGAGUUUGAUUUUUGAUAUUUUUUUUUUAAAGCAGGUCUCUGUCUCUUUGUACCUGCAGUGACCCCUGUCUUUUCAAGGGGUCCUCUCCAUUGCUGGACACUACAUGGGCAGAUCUCUCCAGGGGGUUUGAGGCAUAUUCAUAGGUGCUAUCGUAUGAAAGCCCGGCUCUGGUCUUCCACACUCCCUUGGCAUGGCUCCUAAGGAGCUGCUCUCAGUUAUCCGGGCAGCUCUGUCUUCUAGCACAGCUGGUGUUUUUAAGCAAUAAAAGUCAGACAUUGUGUACAAAAGAAGUACACUGAUAUCGCAUGUUGGGUUUGGCUAAAAUCAACAAAGAUAGGAAAUUGAGUUACCACCAAUGGUCCAUCCUUCUCCAUUAUGCUUUAGGAAUAAAGAACCAAUGACAGAUGAGACCAUCUGCAAAAGCUAGAGGCCCUGCUGUAUUGUUAACUGUCUUGAGACUUUCAUUACAUUCUAGGCCUUCUCUGUGACUAGUAGUCCAUUCGCACGUACCCUCCGGGGUACUGCAGGAUCUAACCUCCUUUUAUUAACAUGACUUAAUUUCACAGCUGAGUGAAGUCUUUAACGCCAUUGUAUUGUAACCGCUACAGACGGCAUUUAUUUGAGAUGCUCAGUGUUCAGUUACUUUUGUCCUGAUAUUUUCCCCAGCACUGGCACAAGACUUUGUCCCUGAAAGGGAACUGGGGCUAAGAUUUUUCGCGUGACUAUUUUGGAUGUGUGCAUUUCAAAAGCAGCCUGAUUUUUCAGAGGGGGUGCUCAGCAUCAUUUUUUGUACUUUGGCCCCUUUAAGGUGUCUCAUGUGGGCCAUCCAGAAAUGGAGGCACCCAAAAUCACUCGUCACAGCUGGAAAAUCUUGACCUGCGUCUUCUCGGCAGCCUCCCCCUAUUGCUAGCUUUUUCUGAAGCCGAGCCUCGUGUUUCAGUGCCCUUCCUGAAUCUGCAUGUGGACACAGCAAGAAGCUGGUGGGGGAGGAAUGCAUAGCCAUCAUGGCACACCUGAGUUCCCCGUGUUAAAGUGGAAGAACUUGCAUCUAUAUACUCUCCAAAAAGAGGAAAGCAUAGGAGUUGAUUUGCUAGAGCAGGAUGUCAUCCUCUUCCAGAACCAGCACAGAAUGUUUGUUGUCCUCUCCUGCGCUGCCUUACCACACUGAGGCACUCGCUUGCUGGUCUUGCGGGGCACUGAGUUUGCAUUGAUGUCCUCUUUCCCACACACAGCUAAACGACUCUUCUCUUUCCUGCUUUAAUAUUUGCUUUCCUCACAUCAUUGAUGUUCUUUUAAAAAUGUUCCUAGCAUGUCUCUCUGUUGGGUGGGGUGGGGAUUAGUUAUCCAAAGCACAAGUCACUCGCUUUCCUUGCAGGUUUAACCCUCAUCUCUGUUGCUGUCCGUUACGUUUGGGGGAAACAGAACCAAGCUUGGAAUGCAGUAAUAUGGAAUGAACAAGCAUGGAAUGGCAGCUCUUCCUAAGCACACACUGCAUGCUGGCAUUUUCUCCCUGCAGAAAGAAACUCAGGGUUAUUUUGGCUGUGGGGGUUCCUUACCCAUUAGUGAAGGGUCCCCAUGCCCUUAGCUAACAUCAACCUUAUUUUUCGAGUAGUGUCCCUCUGGGUGCGUGUGCGCCCCACAUGCCCUCAAUCGGAGAUUUUCAUUAGCAAUGUCUGUUCAACCCACACUUGCGCCGUUGGUAUCCUUGUGCCCCGGCCGAGGCUAUAUCAGGCUGCAUCGGCACAAUGGAGUUAGCAUGUCCGCCUCUUGCCUACCUCGGUAGUUACAGAGUUUCUCCUAGUUAGCUAGUUUAGUUUAGUUGUUAGUAGUUAGAUUAGUAUUUGUUUAAAAGAAAAAGCAUUUUUUUUUUAUUAUAGAGGGUGGAGUCCAGUCUUAGAUCAAAGACUUUUCUGUUUGCUCACCCCACACCCAUGUGAUUCAUGAAAGGCCUGGGGACCCUCUUCUCCCACACAAAGACCUUCCCACAGGUCAUUGUGUAGGACCUGAACCUAGUUCCCAAAAGCCUCACAAAGCCCCCUUUUGAACCAAUGGCGACCUGCUCCUUAUUGACUUUAUUACUAUUGCCUCAGCCUGCAGAGUCAGAGAGAUCAGGGUCUUAAUGGCUGACCCUCCUUUCACAACAUUCCACAAGGAUAAGGUGCCCUUACGGCUAUGACUCCGGUUUCUCCUAAAGUAGCAUACGAAUUUCACCUGAAUCAGAGCAUAUACCGACCAGUUUUCUUUCCGAAGCCACAUUCUUCUAACCUGGGGACUGCUCUCCAUGCUCUGGAUGUCAGGAGGGCAUUCUCUUUUCAUUUGGACAGAGCUAAGCCAUUUUAUAAAUCCACUAGAACGUUUUUGACCUGUCUGCAACUGAAACAGAGUUCUGCCAUUUCUACCUAGAGACACGCUCUAAAUGCGUGUCCGGGUAUUUUAUAGCCUGCUACUAGGCUGUUGACAUUCCACCACCAUCAGUGUUUUGGUGCACUCAGCUAGAUCACAAUCUACAUCUGUGGCUCUCCUUAAUGUUCCCUUUCCAGAAAUCUGCAGAGCUGUCACAUAAUCUUCAAUACAUAGCUUCUCUAGGCACAGAUGCGGCUGAUGGCAAUGCAGUUCUCUCUUCUGUGAUGGACUCCAAUCCUAAGCUCCCUGCUCGUAUGGGAGGAUAGUGCUCAGGAGUCUCCAAGAGUGGAGUACCCAUACAGACACUACUUGAAGAAGAAGAAGAAGAAGAGGUUACUUACCCUGUGUAUAACUGUGUGGUUCUUCAAGAUGUGUGUCCCUGUAGGUGCUCCGUUACCCACGCUCCUUCCCCUCUGUUUCAGUUUCCUCUGAGACUCAGUGGUGCAGAAGGCACUGGGGGGACAGUUCACCCAUGUAGCCUGAUACAGCCUUGGCGCCGGGCACAAGGAUAACCAUGAUGCAUGCAAGGGCUGAACGGACACUGCUCCUGAAAAUCUCCAAGGGCCUCUGGGGCACACGUGCACCUAGGUGGAGCACCUGUAAGGGCACAAAUCUCAAAGAACCACAGUUACUGCAGAGGGUGAGUAACCACUUCUUCCAUCAUAGCCCAUAACACAUCUCCUUCCAGUUCCAAGUGAAAGGAGAUGGCCACUACAUCGCACAGCUGCUAGCCCUUUGGGAGAUGGUGCUCCCUCCCCCUUUCUCCCUGGUGUUGCUGUAUUUUCAAAGGCUGAAAUUCUUGGGGCAGUAGUUCCCCAGCAGGUCUUCCAAGUGUGCCAAUUUUGUAUUAUCCUCUUUUUAUACAAUGGGAAUCUCGUCUCUAACUAAAGAACCUGUGUCUCUUAGUCACUCCUUUUCCCAUGAUUUUUUUUUUACUCCCUGUGCCCACUUGUGUGUGUUAGGAGUGGUUGGUAUCUGAGGAGAUUAAGGAUUAAGCUGCAUGAGGUGCGAUGCAAGGGUUCAGUACCAUCUAAGCUGCAACUCCUGGGAUUGAAACCAAUAGCCAAGUAUGCUAAGGGCUCCUGUUGAUCUUACUCUGUUCACUUUGCCAUGUGUUUCCUACCCGGUUACAGCUGGGAAAUUCCUCUCUACUUGGACUCUGAACCAGGCAUUGCUUGAAAAUGACUUUAGGAAAUAGACAGGAAUUGGUGGAAGGUACAGAAUAAGGUAUUUGGCACAAUUCUGGAAUGCCGGAAUUGAACGGUUCUAAUGAUGCUAUGUAAUGUUUCUUUUUAUGUUCAAAAUAAAGAGCAAGUCUUUUGGUAA
Molecule: messenger RNA, 7641 nt
Organism: Caretta caretta (loggerhead turtle)
Lineage: Eukaryota; Metazoa; Chordata; Testudines; Cheloniidae
Gene: PTGFRN
Product: prostaglandin F2 receptor inhibitor
Cellular component (GO): membrane
Source: RefSeq, a predicted model, not a curated record